Molecule: messenger RNA, 987 nt
Organism: Abrus precatorius (Indian licorice)
Lineage: Eukaryota; Viridiplantae; Streptophyta; Magnoliopsida; Fabales; Fabaceae
Product: isoflavone reductase homolog PCBER
Exons: 6
Coding region: 1-987 (328 amino acids)
Molecular function (GO): oxidoreductase activity
Source: RefSeq, a predicted model, not a curated record
AUGGCUAGCCAAUCUAGCAAGAUUUUGAUCAUAGGAGGAACAGGGUUUAUAGGAACGUUCAUGGUGAAAGCGAGUGUUAAGGCUGGCCACCCCACCUUUGUACUGGUUCGAGAGUCCACUAUUUCUGACCCAACCAAAUCAGCCCUCAUUCAAAAAUUCAAGACAUUAGGUGUCAACCUUGUUUUGGGAGAUGUACAUGACCAUCAGAAUUUGGUUAAGGCAAUAAAGCAGGUAGAUGUGGUGAUUUCCAAUGUGGGUCUCAUGGAAAUUCGCCAUCAAUAUAAGAUCAUUUCUGCCAUUAAAGAAGCAGGAAACGUUAAGAGGUUCUUUCCUUCGGAGUUUGGAAAUGAUGUGGAGAGGACACAUGCAGUGGAUCAGGCAAAGGUAUUAUUUGACACAAAGGCCCAAAUUCGUCGAACCAUUGAAGCUGAAGGAAUUCCCUAUACCUUUGUGGUGUCUAACUUCUUUAUUAGACACUUCCUACCCACUUGGUCACAAAUUGGAGCUAAAGAUUCUUCAAUAAAUAAAGUGAUUAUUCUUGGGGAUGGAAAUACCAAAGUUGUUUUUAAUACGGAAGAAGAUAUUGCCACUUAUACCAUCAGAGCUGUUGAUGAUCCAAAAACAUUGAAUAAAAUUAUGUACGUCAGAAACCCAGCCAACACUAUGUCUUACAAUGACUUAAUAUCUCUCUGGGAGAAGAAAACUGGUAAGACUCUUAAAAGGAUCUAUGUUCCAGAGGACCAAAUUUUGAAGAUCAUUGAAGAGUCUUCAUUUCCUAAUAAUAUGGGCCUGGCAAUUUGUCUCGCUUCAUACGUAAAGGGAGAUCACAUUAACUUUGAAAUUGAGCCCUCUUUUGGAAUAGAAGCUAUAAAGCUCUACCCUGAUGUCAAAUACAUCACCAUGGAUGAGUUCCUUGAGGAAAAUAAAGCUUGCACGCCAUUUUAUUUAAACAAGUAUAUGCCACCUAGUUAUUUCCAGGGCUUUUAG